Molecule: messenger RNA, 1092 nt
Organism: Eleginops maclovinus (Patagonian blennie)
Lineage: Eukaryota; Metazoa; Chordata; Actinopteri; Perciformes; Eleginopidae
Product: tripartite motif-containing protein 16-like protein
Exons: 5
Coding region: 198-845 (215 amino acids)
Molecular function (GO): protein binding
Source: RefSeq, a predicted model, not a curated record
CUAACCUUAAAUACUCCUUCCGACACUCCUCAAGCCCCCCUGAAUCGUAUUUACUGAGGGUAUAAAAGUCAAGCGGAAGACUUGCACUCUUACUUUUCUGUUAGCAGAUCGAAAUGGAUUAUUAGCACCAAGCUUAAGAUGCCCUCUACACCCAAGUCUGCUAUAAUCAUUUCAGAGAGCGGCAAACCAGGCAAAAAAUGAAUUCCAACAGGAAAAAGAAGAUAAUUGAAGAAAAAGUUCCUGUUUAUGAGCCGGACAUUCCAGAACCAACAUGCAGAGCCGGGCUCUUGAAGUACUGGAAGAAUUUUUCUUUAGAUGACAAGACUGCCAACAAACAUUUGUGGAUUGGUGACAAUGGGUCAAAAGUGUUUCGAAGAACUGAGGAGCUUUGUCCCGUCCUGGAUAGAUCAGAGAGAUAUGAGUACUCUCCACAGGUGGUGUGUAAAGAGCCUAUUUGGAACACGAGGGCUUAUUUUGAGGUGGAUUACACUGGUUGGGUGGCGAUUGGAGCCACCUAUGAAGGAGCAGGAAGGAGGGUGAACGCCGGGCCGAGCGGCCUGGGGGAAAAUGAAGAGUCCUGGGGUCUGUGUUGGUCAGGAACACGAUACCAGAUCUGGUUCAACGGUGUAAACGAAGACAUAUUAGAUAUCCCGCACAGCUCCACCAUUGGAGUUUACGUGGACCAGCCUGCUGGGAUCAUCAGCUUUUAUGUGGUGACCGGUGAGGGGGAAGAAAAGGAGGUCAAGCUUUUGCAAAGAAUUAACAGCACUCUUAAGGAAAAUAUUCUUCCAGGUUUCUGGAUGGGAAUUCAGUCCUCAUGCACAUUAGUGAAGAGACCAGAAUGAAUUGCUAAAGCUAAAUCUGAUCAAAUCUGUUAAUUAUCACAAGGGUUUUGACUCCUAUAAGUGUCAACUGUUGCACAUAUUCCUGUAAAUCUCUCUCUCUUUUUUUAUGUCACGCAUCCUUCAGCUCUAAUUGGUUGAUAUGUUACUGUAGCAUCUGAUUGGAUAGUUAUGUACUGAUUCUUAUUCAUGAGUGUUGAGUGCCUUGUGACUUUCUGUAAUCUAAAAUAAAUGUGGUACCAUAAAUGAA